Molecule: messenger RNA, 1527 nt
Organism: Ciona intestinalis (vase tunicate)
Lineage: Eukaryota; Metazoa; Chordata; Ascidiacea; Phlebobranchia; Cionidae
Source: RefSeq
AAUUAGAUGCACUUUGGUAUUAAUUUUCGUAAUAAAAUGUGAAACAUUCGUCGAAAUUUAAACAUUUUUAUGAUGAAGUCCUUACGAGAAUUAAACACAGUUGACAGGUCGAGAGCAAUUUGCGAUUACUGUUUGCAAGAUGUCACACACAACCGACAAGGGGAAUUUGAGGAAAUGUUGUUUUGCAAAGAUUGUGAUGCGAAGGCCCACCCAUCAUGCAUGAAGUAUUCAAGUACUCUUGCAGCCCAGGCAUUAUCUUAUCCUUGGCAGUGCGUUGAAUGUAAAACGUGUUCAAGUUGUUUUACAGCCCGUGAUGGGGCGAGUAUUUUAUUCUGUGAUGGUUGUGACAAAGCUUAUCAUAUGCUAUGCCAUGAACCGGAGGUGAUAACGAAACCUGAGGGCAAAUGGUUGUGUUCUUCAUGCCUGAAUGACCCCGGCAUUUCUCUGGAAGAUUUUUCAGAAGAAGAAAAUGGUUUGGAAUCUGAUGUAGCAAGUUUUAGCAGUGAAUUACAAACCAGUGGAGCCAAUUCAACCCGACUAAGCACAGUCAGCCCCCCUGUUAAUUCAAACCACUCACAAAUAAAUAAUAUUCCGGACUCCACUAACUGGACUGCUGCUCAAGUUGCCGAAUAUUUCACCAAUGCUGGCUUUACCAAGCAAGCAAGUGUCUUUGCUGAAGAAGAAAUUGAUGGAAAGUCGCUUCUACUUCUACAAAGAACAGAUGUUGUGAGUGGAAUGACAUUCAAGCUCGGCCCAGCUGUCAAAAUAUACGAACACAUCGUUAAACUACAGCGAGCAUCUUCUCGUAAAAGGUCGUACCACCAACAGAAUGGGAUGUCUUAACCUACAUUCUGCUAUUAUUGUUGUUGUUGUUAUUUUAUCUUGUUACAGACUUUUCUCAUCUGUUCCCUUUCUAUUAAACCUUUUACUGUAAUAUUUCAGGAAAUGUUGCAGAUCAACAUGAAAUGUUAUGCGAUGAUUAUUCUUACAACCCCACACACAUAUAUAUACUUUAUACUAACAUGAGCAAUGGGGCAGCAUAUAAAGUUUUCUGACUGGUAUUUGUCUCAGCCUUUGAUAUCAAUUUUAAAGACUUCCGUUGUCUAACAAACGUAUCUCCUGACAUUCUGUGCUGUAAAGCCUUUAUAUAAGAACUACAAAUUACUGUUUUAAUUUUAUCUAUACUGUUUCCUAUUUACAGGCAACCGUUUUGUCCAACAUUUUAUCUUCAGAAAAAAUAUGUUGCAGCGUGGUUGUAUAGUGAUAUAUUACUAAUAUCUCACUUUGUUUAAUCAAAUUUAAAUUAUAUAUGUUGGCCUGGUAGUUCAUUUUUUUAAUUGAACGCCUAACAUAGAAAGCCAUGCACGUAAUAUAUUUAUAAAUAUUCAACUUCUAAUCAUGUUUUCUAACUUUCUCUUCCUAAUAGUGAAUGAAUAAUAUAAUACGGAUCAGCAGAAUUUUAAAUUUACUUAAAAUUUUGCCUAUGCCUUAAAUUUGGUAUUACUAAAGUCUCUAACAUGUUUCUAG